GCAUCAGAACAUGCUGUGAAUGAAGGCACAAAAUUUCUUUGUCUCUCUCUACUGUUGCCUCCCACGUUUCUUUGCAUGUUUUGUGCGCUCACUUUCUCUCUCCAUCUUUUUUUCUGUCAAAGAAAAAAGCUUUCUUGGGAAAACCCACUUCAAUUUCAAAAGUUCCAACCUGUAACAACCAAAGCCUCCCCCAAGAAAUCCUCAAUUUGAGACAGAUUAGUAAGACCUUGUUGAACUUUGCGCUUCUGGGUUUUUUUUGUUUUCAUUUUGGUGUUAUGGAUAUUGCUGCAUUUGUCCAACGUCAGUUUAUAAUCCAUUGUAGUGUGUAAAGUUUGGAUUUUGGUUAGAAGAAGUUAAGCUAGGGUUCAAAUUGGUACAGUUGAAGUCAUUUGUGCUGGAUUUUUGGAGUUUCUUUUGUCUAGUUUUGGUCAUUUAGGGACUUCUGUACUGAAUUUUGGUCGUUUUUUGUGAAUUUGGGUUUUUAUUGAGCUCUGUAUCUGCUUGGAGAUCUGUGUUUCCUCCGGUAAUUUGGAGGAGAACUUUUGAAUUGGAAUGUUCUUGAGUUAUUUGGACAUUUGCAGUGGAGAAGUUGCUUGAGAUUUACGCGUCUAGAAUUUGAUAUGGAGGUAUAGUUUCUCGUACAUUUUGUUGGAAACAGACAUGGCCUCAACAUCACCUUCACCAAAUUCUUCCCCUUCUGCAGUUCCACCAACAACAUCCUCCGCCACCUCACCAUCAUCAACAACAGCCCCUUCUUUACCAUCAAAUUCUACGUCCACUUUACCUCCACCUGCAAUAACUUUGCCUGAUCAGACAACUGAUCCCCCGGUCCCUUCAACCUCUUUUAACUCUUCAGCUCAACCUCCUCAAUCCGCCAGGCCCGCAAUUCCAGCUGCCCCCCCUCCAUCUCCACCAUCAUCAACGCGACCAUCUACAACAACACCCUCAACACCACUACCAUCUGCACCACCUCCAUCACCCCCAGCAUCCCCACCACCAGCCCCUCCAACAUCACCACCUCCAUCAACACCUAUUGCCCCUCCUCCAGCUGUCACUACUUCACUGCCCCCUCCUCCUCAUGUAUCUCCUCCUCCACCACCAGCAAGCAGCUCUCCCUCUCCCCAGUUCUCCCCAACCACACCUGUUGCAUCUCCUCCUUCCCCUCAAGCUGUUGCCCCUCCUCCACCUUCUCCUGUUAAUGUCCCUGCGCCUCCGUCCAUUGAUACACCAUCUCCACCAGCAGAAAAGGCCCCUGAAAGUUCCUCUGCACCUCCAAAUGUUACUCCACCAUCUAGUUCUCAUUCUAGUAGUCCUCCACCUGUAACAAAUUCUCCUCCUCCUCCAACAUCUACAUCACCACCUCCUUCUGUCCCAUCAACUUCUAUGCCGCCUGUAACACCUCCUCCUGCUCCUCCAGAUAAUUCAUCGACAACAGGAACUUCUCCUUUGUCACCCUUACCCUCUAUCCCUACAGAAAAGCCAACUGCAACAGCAACUAAUCGUACCAAUGUCUCCAAAAAUACAUCCACAGUCGCAGAAAAUUUAAACACUGGAGCUGCCGUGGCAGUAGGCAUCGUGGUUGGGUUUGUAGUACUCAGUUUUCUCGUGAUGGCUGUGUGGAUUGUACAUAAACGAAAGAGAAGGCAUGCUAAAUCAAAUAUCGGGCACACUAUGCCUUCCCCAUUUGCCUCCCUGCAGAAUUCAGAGUCGGUAUUUCUAAGACCCCUUUCUCAUGGACCUUUGGGAGGAAGCCCUUCUGGCAGUGAUUUCAUCUAUUCACCUUCAGAGCCAGGAGGAGUAAACACUUCAAGGUCAUGUUUCACAUAUGAGGAGCUAGCCCAAGCCACAAAUGGGUUUUCAACACAAAAUCUUUUGGGUGAAGGCGGAUUUGGUUGUGUAUACAAAGGCAUCCUGGUGGAUGGUAGAGAAGUUGCUGUAAAACAAUUAAAGGUGGGUGGUUCUCAAGGAGAGCGUGAGUUUAAAGCGGAGGUUGAGAUUAUUAGCCGAGUACAUCACCGCCAUUUAGUUUCAUUAGUGGGUUACUGUGUAUCAGAGAAUCAAAGAUUGCUCAUCUACGACUACGUCCCAAAUGAUACACUUCACUACCAUCUCCAUGGUAAAGGCAGGCCAGUUAUGGAUUGGGCAAUUCGGGUCAAGGUUGCUGCUGGGGCAGCUCGUGGCAUCGCUUACCUACAUGAAGACUGUCAUCCCCGCAUUAUCCAUAGGGAUAUCAAGUCAUCAAACAUCCUUCUUGAUAACAAUUUUGAAGCACGGGUUUCAGAUUUUGGGCUUGCAAAGAUUGCACUGGAACUGGAUUCAAAUACACAUGUAACAACACGCGUGAUGGGAACCUUUGGGUAUAUGGCCCCUGAGUAUGCAACAAGUGGUAAGUUGACUGAAAAAUCUGAUGUUUAUUCAUUUGGGGUUGUGCUUUUGGAGCUAAUUACAGGCCGUAAGCCUGUUGAUGCCUCUCAGCCACUGGGUGAUGAAAGCGUAGUUGAAUGGGCUCGACCAUUACUUGCUGAAGCACUUGAUAAUGAAGAUUUUGUAGCACUAGUUGAUCCAAGGCUGGAGAAGAACUAUGUACCUAGAGAAAUGAUUCGGAUGAUUGAGGCAGCUGCAGCUUGUGUGCGUCAUUCAGCUGCAAAAAGGCCACAAAUGAGUCAGGUGGUGAGAGCUUUGGACUCGUUAGAUGAGUUGUCAGAUCUAUCUAAUGGAAUGAAACCUGGCCAAAGUGAAAUCUUCGACUCAAGACAACAUUCUGCUCAGAUUAGAAUGUUUCAGAGGUUGGCAUUUGGUAGUCAGAACUAUAGUUCAGAUUUUUUUGAUAACAAUCAAAGUAGCUGGAGGAGUUGGGAGCAUAGCCAGAGUAACUUCAUACCAUAAGUGCAUCUCAGUACAGAAUUGAUAUGAGUUCAAGUCUUCCAUGGCAAACAAUUAUCUUAAAUUUCUGAUCUAUAAAAUGGAAUUUGAUAGCAGCUAAUUUCUGAAGGGUUACAGGCUCAAUCCUGGAUUUUGAGACCCCUUGACAAUUUUGUUCAUCUUGGAGCCAGGUCAUACCAAGUCCAGUCUCCCUCCAACCCCUCCUUCUCGGCCAAUACGAUUUUCCUUCUAAGUUUGCCCCAUUUUGUAUUCUUUAUUAUUUAAAUUCAUUGAUUUUUUUUGUGUAUUUAUAUAUCCAAUUAAUGUAAGUCUUCAUUUUGUAUUAUUCUGAACCUAGUUAUGCAUAUAUUUCUACUUCUACUGAGGCCA
Molecule: messenger RNA, 3252 nt
Organism: Hevea brasiliensis (rubber tree)
Lineage: Eukaryota; Viridiplantae; Streptophyta; Magnoliopsida; Malpighiales; Euphorbiaceae
Product: proline-rich receptor-like protein kinase PERK8
Exons: 8
Coding region: 661-2886 (741 amino acids)
Biological process (GO): protein phosphorylation
Molecular function (GO): protein kinase activity; ATP binding
Source: RefSeq, a predicted model, not a curated record